GCGUCACGGCGGGGCCGGCACCGGCGGCGGCGGCGGCGGCGGUGGCGGUGCCGGUGCCGGUGGCUGCGCUCCGCUCCGCUCCGUGCCUGCCAUGGCCUCCCCGGGCCCCCGGGCCCCCCCGUUUCUCGUUCUCGGUUUGCUCCUGGCCGCCGCCUCCGCCACCGCCGCCUCCGCCGCCGCCGCCACCGAUCCGUUCUCGCCCCAGCUCGGGGACACCGGAGCUUGUCACCGGCAGUGCGGCCGCAGCCUGCAGCACCGGGCCGAUGCUGUUCUCAACGCCUGUUACCGGGGCUGCCGGCUGUUCUCCAUCUGUCACUUCGUGGAUGCGAGCGCGGCGCUCAACACAACCAGAGCCGAGUGUGAAGCAGCGUGCGCCGAAGCCUACAGCAACGCGCAGGAGCGCUUCGGCUGCAGGACCGGGUGCCAAAAGCAGCUGCCGGAGGUGGAAAGCAGGAUGGACAAGAGCCCCGAGGUGAAGGCGCCACCGUUCUCCGUGCUGGAUUUGGUCUCCACCUUCUGCAACGACAUCGUCAGCUCUGCCCAGAGCUUCAUCUCCUCCACCUGGACCUUCUACCUACAGGCGGAUGAUGGCAAAGUGGUGGUGUUCCAGUCCCAGCCCCAGCUGGAAUUCCCCCUGCCCGAGGUGCAGAUGACCCAGCCGGAGCGGCCGGGACCGGGGGCCAGCCCCCAUGUCCCGCAGCCCCACGCAGGCCCCCGGCAGAAGGAGGAGAAGCACCCCCCUGGGAAGGAGCCGCGGGGCAAAACCAAACCCGCGGACACCCCGCAGCCGGAGCACGAUUUCCUGGGCUGCAUGGCCAAGCGGGGGGCGGCGGGGUGUUACAGGCGCUCGGGCCUUCCUCGCUGGAUCCUGGCCGCCUGCCUCUUCCUCUCCAUCAUGGUGAUGCUGUGGCUGAGCUGCGCCAGCUUGGUGACGGCCCCCGAGCAGCACGUCAAGACCCAGCCUCUGAGCAUCAACGGGGACAAGGAGUUCCUGGAGGACCUGGACGGCCCCGGAGCCUUCCCCCUGCCGCCCGUCAUCGCCGUCACCCUGUGCCCUGCGCAUGGCGAGGACGCGGGGCCGCUGCCCCUCAAGGUCGACCUGGAUAAAACCGUCCUGUAGCUCUCCUGCCCCUUCCCCAUCACCUCCCUGCCACCUCGCUGUCACCGUCCCCAUGCCGGUGUCCCCGGGUCCUGCUCUUCUCCCCCGUGUCCCCAGCUCCCCGUGGGCUCUGCCUCCGUGGUGGGUGGGGGGGGUCCUGGCUGGAUGCCACCGUCACCCCUAGGGCCAGCCUGGGGCUUUUCCUCCUCCGUUAACGUUGCUGCGUGGUGGGCUCCUGCUUCCCGGAGCUAAAAGAGGGCUGCCAGCGUGGGGAGGAUGGGGGGAGCCCGUCUGCUCCGGAGCAGAGCCCCCCGGGGCCCCCCAGACCUCCGGGCAUGGGUCCAGCGCUGGGCAGGAGGGAGCCGGCUGCGGUGGGGGAUGGAGCAACGUCUGCAGCGCUCGGGGCUUUGGCUCGGCACAUCCCCGGCCUCCCACCUUGGGCUGAGCCUCCAAGGCGCCGGCUCCGGCCCUGGGAACUCCCUUCCGCCGGCCGGAGCCGAUUGCCUCGGGGAGCCGAAACGUGGCGAAUGGAUUUGGCGUUGGCAGCCGGAGAGAGCGGCGGAUCUGGCCGCCUCCGUGCCCACGCGAGGACCCAGCCGGCCCCUCGCAGGAGCUGCCGAGGGGCCCCGGGAUGGAUCCUUCCCCUCCCUGCUCCCUGAGGCCUCGGGGGUUUUAUCUGGUGCUGGUGGGACCGAGCGGGGAGGACGCGGUGGCAUUUCCCUGCCCCGUGCUCCUGGGGUGCGCCCGAGCACAAUCAGAGGUGCUGGGAUGUGCUGGGAUGUGCUGGGAUGUGCUGGGAUGUGCUGGGAUGUGCUGGGAUGUCUCCGUCCGGGGCUCAGCAUCUCUGCCCGCAUCCCGGAGAGGCUCAGCCCCCUGAGUGGCACCAGCUCCGGGUCCCUAAAAGGGGCAAGGACCCCCUAGAAGGGUCCCAAGGACCUCGUGGCCAAGCGGAGCCCCUCAGGGCUCGCCCCUGUGCAGCUCAGAGCGGGGGCAUCCCCCCACCUCCCACCCUUCUCCAUCACCUCCUGCGGCGUUUCGUGGUUUGAUUCACACCGGCAUGUGGUCCCUCGGCCCCCGGCACCCCGUGGGGACACCCCUGGGGACAGCCCGGCGGUGGCAGUCCCCCCCCCGCAGCCACCUAACACACAUGUACAGGAUAACUUAUUACCCCUGCCCCUCCGCCCCUCGGUUUUUACGCUCUCCCCCUUUUUGGGGGGGCCGCGCUGUGUGUUGUUGCGGGGCAGGGGAGGCUCUUGGCCCCGGCCCCCGCCGGUUUUGUGCUGCUCCAUAUCACACGUGCAACAUAUCUGGGUUUGGGGGGGUGUGGGCUUGGGGGGAGGCGCUGCGGGUUGGGAGGGUGGGAGGGGGGCUCGUGUCUGUUUUUGGGGUACACUUCUCGGUGUCGCUUUGUGGCAGCUCAGCUCAGUGUCAAGCUCGGUGCAGUCUGUGUCGUUGUCUCAGCCAUGUGGCUCCCCCCGCCCCGUGCCCGGUCCUGGGGGGGGGUAAAACCGUGGCUGGGGAGCACCCAUCCCGCAUCGGUUUGGGUUCCAAGGAGCAAACCCGGCCCCAAGCUGCCUGCGGAGCCUGGGUCCGGCUGGGCAGUGCGGGAGGGGAAAUAAAAGGUUUGUACCAGA
Molecule: messenger RNA, 2733 nt
Organism: Anas platyrhynchos (mallard)
Lineage: Eukaryota; Metazoa; Chordata; Aves; Anseriformes; Anatidae
Source: RefSeq, a predicted model, not a curated record